Molecule: messenger RNA, 5503 nt
Organism: Caenorhabditis auriculariae
Lineage: Eukaryota; Metazoa; Nematoda; Chromadorea; Rhabditida; Rhabditidae
Source: the annotation of a GenBank genome assembly
AUGAAAUCCUGGCUUCCUUGGUGGCCCGCAGGCGCUGCUCCUCUUCUUCGUUCGGCCAUUUCGGUAUUUUUCUUCAAGAACCUAAUAUCAUUAUUUCCAAAGAUUCCGACACAAACACCUCCUUCUAAUGAAACCGUCCCUUCAACUACAACUGCAUAUUUGACAACAGGUUUUUGAUGAGAAAAAGGAAAUAGAGUCGAUUAUUUUUUAGAUUAUUCCGUGCCUUCAAAAAACACGUCUCGCAGUAUCACGAAUUAUACAAGUUCUACUCGAGGUAAGUGUUGAAAAGAUGAAAUGAAUACUGAAAAUAAAUACUUGAGCAUCGACGAAGUAUCCAUCAAACACUACCCUUGAUGAUGAAGAUUAUCUAAGCAUCACGACGCCGAAAUCUCCUCUGGAUAAGAAGGACAAGAAUUGGUAGGUGCAGAAAAAUUCAUCGCUAAAAAAAUAAUUAAGGGACUCUCGGCCACUAGGAAUGAUCCAAACGGAUUUGUCGAAAUUGCCGGAUUGUCAGCGAGACUGUUCCAAAGAUUUGAGCGACUCAUUGGGUCUGGUUCUGAAAGACAUGAGCCACGUGGAGCGCUACCAACAAAUUUGCAGGUCUGUUUAUAUGUUUUUCUUUGGAUUGGUUUAGGUAUAGGUGGUAAUAUUAUUUUUUUUCCAUUUAUUUGAGAAAAAAGAUCGUGGUGGGAGUUUUUUUGUGGCAAUUUGAAUUGAAAAAAAAAUUUUAGUGGAAGUAUUAUUGCAUCGAUUUUAGUUAAUAGCAUUAUUUUCAUAAUUAGAAAAAAAUCAAAAUGGUAUGUAGCUUCGUAGAGUUUCAAUUUUUCUAAAAAUAAACUAAAAUUGAUAUAUGAAAAAAUUUCAAAGAAGGGUCCGGACACUGGUAGCGAAAAAAAGUCUCGAACAGCGUCUUGUAUCAUUUUUGCCAAAAAUACAUUUUUGAGCAAUUACAACGAAUCGGUUCAUUGUGUUGAUAAAGAGAAGGAAUGCGAAAAAGAAGAUCGGGGAAUGUUCGACACCUUUACGGCCGGAUUCAAGUACAUGUGCGUCGAUCAGUCGCUCGGUAUUUAUUUUCGUCCAUUUCCAGUUCAUUUGUUAUUAUUAAUUUUUACUCUCACCUGCCUCAACUACGAACUUUGCGCUAGUAAAUUAUAGCUGAUUCACUGCUGGCUACAGCCAUCGGAAAAGGUCCUGACACGAAGAAAAAAGUGACAGUGCCUAAUUGGUGAAGAGCGCAGACAGGCCACACUUCUUUGCGUUUCAAGCUGCCGUGAAUCGACUAUACCCUUCUGAUUGGCUAUCACGAUUUUUUUUGAUCGUUUCAAGGUCGAUUAGAAUGAAGAAAAGUCGAAUUUUAUUUUUAAAAAAAAACUAUUUUUCAAAGUUUCACUUUUCCAGCCUUCAACGCCACAAUCCAGUGCAUCAACGACGUUGCGGGAGUCGUUCAGUCGGGUUUUACUCAAUGAUUUCACAACAUCAACAUGUAAAAAUCCAGAAUGCGAAGACCAAUGCCACACGAAGACGUUCUUCAUGAACUGGAUCAUGCGUUCCACCAUGCAGAACACGAUUCAACAGGGCGUCAACGGAAUCGUCGACGCCGCGACUGGAGGCGCCGGCGCUGGCGCCAACGGAUUUUCUCCCGACGCCUUCAUGGCCAUGGUCAUUACUUGAGUUUAAAUCAAAAAGGCUAAGGAAAAACUUUCUAAACAAAAAAUGACCAGACGAAAAAAACGCCAUUUGAAGUAUAGCCGAUUCACGGUUAGCUUGGGCGUGGCCUGUCUUCGCUAUCCACUAAAAAAGCACUGUCUCUCUUUUUUCGUGUUAGGAUAAUUUUUUUCUAUGGAUCAAGCCAGCUGUGAGACAGCUGUGUGGUAAAGAAUUUUUAGAAAAAUUGAUCACAGAACAAAAUUUAAGAAUCCGGGCGUUAUUAAAACUUAUAUUUAAAAAACUUUUUUAGACUAUAAUUCAUAUUUCCUUCAUUGGAAGUAUUAUCAUUCUCAAUUUCUGUAGCACCAAAGGAUUCAAAAAAAGAAAAAAAUCAAGAAUUUUGGGGAAACUAGUUCGUAACUUUUUUUCAGAGCUUCACGAAUAAUUUGCGUUUGAAAAACGAAGUUUCAUUUAUAAUUCAUUUGAAAUUUUUAAAAUGAAAAUCACGAAAAUUUCACAAAAUUAGUCUAGAAAUAUCAGUGAGAAUAUAACGCUGAACCUUGUAAAAUGACUUUCCCAAAAUUCUCUGGACUUUUUCAGCUCAGAGGCGAAGGACCAGUCCCAAAAGAAGUACCCACUGAACAACAGUUGGAGAAUUUCAAGCAGUUUACUGGUGGAUUGUGCAAGUUUGAAAUGAUACCAAUUUCUAAUCUUUUGAAGCUAUUUUAGAAUAGGCGAUUGUAUUUUGGACUGUAUCCGGCCAAAAUUCAACACGAGAUGCGAGGGCAGCGCCGGAACUUUGCUUUCUGUAAUUAUUCACGAAAAAAAUCGCGAAAGAUAUGUUUUCCAGGAAGUCUUUGUUCGUCCACUCGCCGUGGGUCAGGACAAAAUGACUUUGUUGAGGCCUGUUCUUGGAAUGUUUGUCCCGGAACAAUGCUCCUAUCUUUACAGGUUUUCUGUUGUUAUUUCACGAGGUUUUGGGUUUAUUAAAGGCUCUUCGCCGUGGGACCCUUUUUGAAGUUUGUCAAGCUUUUUUUGAAAGUAAUUUAUAUAUUUUUUUGAUCAUGAUAUUAGUACAUUGUAGGUCAAAAUUAGAGAGAAGUUUUCAAAAAAUGCAUGAAUUUUGAAUCUGAAACUAGAAAAUUUAACCCGGAAAAAGAUUCUUUUCUUUUUGAAUUUGCGCUAUAGGCCAUUCCGCGCUAGCUUGUCACGUUUUUCUUUCCGCCAAAAGGCCAGAUCAAAUUUAACCAACUUUCGCUUCAAGACCUUUGGUUCUUGCCGGUAUAAAAGCAGAAAUUUGAUCUAAAUUGGUAUACGGUCUUUUUGGCGGGAAGAAAAACGUGACAAGCUGGCGCGGAAUAGGCUAUAUGAAUUUUCAAGUUCCCCCCGCCCCCUUUUGUGAGAUUUCCAAAAUAUUAUUAGAAAGUAACAAAAAAGCGUUGAAACUAUAUUUUUUCUGAGGAAGAGGGUCCGAAACUUAACUUCAAUUCAUGAAAAAAAAAACACCAUCAAAUAGGGCUUUUGAAAUCAAAAUGAAUAAAUCUGUACAUCUCGUCCGUCGUGCCAAAAAUUUUCCUCCCAAAGUCGGGCAUUUGAUUUGAAAUUUUGUCGAACAUUGCAAGUCACACUCUUUUUUCCCCAUUUCCCUUAAUUUUUUUGACAUUUUCUUUCAAAAUUUACAGAAUUUUUUUAGUGGAGCCGACUUGGCCAAGCACCGAAUCGACUCAAAUAUGGACACCGAGCUGAGAAGAAUGUAUUCAGAAAAGGCGGAAAAAGAAAUUCGGGAGAAGGCCGAGGCUGACAGUGCUGUAAUUUUUUUGUUUUUUGAAAUCGAGUCCAAAAAUGAUACGAUACGAGUAGAUAUACAAUGGUUAAAAUGAGUUUAUUUACAACUAAUUAGGGAAUAUUCCAAAGAUCCAGAGACUGGAGAAGUUUUGUAAAAAGAAGAACCCACAUAUGUGAGAAUGGAAAGCAAAAAGGAGAUAUAUCUCCAAAAAUUUCAUGUCGAAAUAUUAUCUACAGUCUAUUUUUCGAUUAAAAAAAACAGUAUUUUAACAGUUUCCCAUUCGAAACAGAAAGAACGUCAAAAAGUCGGCAAGCUUAGGAAUCCCAGAGUGGACCCUAUAGGGGUUAGGGAAAAAAACAGCCCCUCUAGGGACCGAAAAAGUGGUCCCUAUAGGAUUAUAAUCAAAACGGUCCUUAGGGUUCGACCUCUUAGCCCAUAGAGUCUGUCCUCUUAGCCCUUAAAGCUUAAAUGGUCCCUAUAGGGGUCUUUUAUCUUCGUUUAAAAACGCUUAUUUAUUUAACUUUUCGCUUAGAAACGCUUCUUCGCAUAUAUUACAUGAAAAUUAUCGAUUAGCAGCAGCCACUAGCUAAAACCCCUAUAGAGACCACUUUUGCAAGCUUUAGUGUGCCGCUAUAGGGGUUGAUAAAUUGGUCCCUAGAGAUUACCCUCUGAUUGCCCCUAUAGGGGCCUCACUGGAAAUCUUAAAAGUGGUGGAAAGUUUGCUAGCAAUAUGAAAAAAAAAGUCCGAAUCCUGAGACCUCUUGAUACUUUCGAGAUGUCAAAGUUGGUUCCACUCGGAGAGAAUGGAGUCCCCCUGAAUCAGUUCGAAACGAGAGCCGCCUCGCCACUCGACGCCAGCGUCAAGGACCUAGAAUCUUUGAGUUUGUUCUUCAUUUUACAAAAACACCUCAACAUUUAUUUCCUUUAGUUCUGGAGCUGUACCCGCCCAACGCGACAGACACCGGUGAAUUCAGAUUAUUCUGGGUAUCAACUUGAAGUUUUUUCAGAACCCUACGACUUUGCUUCCGGAGACCUCUUAGACCUUUUGGGCGCUUCCGAAGCGAAUUCAACAAAGGAGACUUCUGGAGACGUCUUUGAGGCGUCUGCGGACAACGUUACUUUGGAAUCGUCUGCUGCUGAAGCUUCCGGAAUCUCAUCGUCUUCUAACUCGUCUGAAAUGUUGGAGUCGUCAGCUGAAGACGUUGUCAUUUUGGAGUCAUCCGGAGAGUCUUCUGGCUUGAAGAUGUGGCCUUCGCCUUCUGAAUCUUCGAACUAUUCGGAAACCGAAGAAGUCCCCGUGGAGUCUUCUGGCUUACCGUUGGAGUCGUCUUCUGAAGAAGUCGUCACUUUGGAAUCGUCCGGAGAGUCUUCUGGCUUGAGGCUGUGGCCAUUGUCAUCUGAGCCUUCGAACUCUUCGGAAACCGAAGAUGUCUCCCUCGAAACUUCUGGAGAAGCUUCGGGCUUGUCCUCAACUUCGGAAUCUUCUGGUGAUGUCGAAGGUAGGCUGGAAAAUAACUAUGAUUUAUCUUAAGACGUUUAGCUUCUGGAGACGAGUCUGGGUUGACGUUGUCGUCUUCUACCUCAUCUGAAUCUCCAGGUGACCUCGAAAAUGAGCUGGAAUGCUCUGGGAUUCGAGACAUUCCAUCGGAGUCUUCUGGAUACGCUUCCGGGGACGUCGAAGGUAUGCUGGAAGGAUUUUUAUUUUCAUCUGAAGACGUUGAAGCUUCUGGAGUUGCUGACGAUCGAGUUUCUGGAUCUUCUGGUGUUUCGCCGUCUUCUAACUCAUCGGAAAUUCGAAUCAUCCUACUUGAGUCUUCUGGAGAAAUCGAAGAAGAAGCUUCUGGCUCUAUGUCUUCCUCUGAAUCUUCUGGAGACGUCGAAGCAUCUGGAGAAGAGUCUUCUGGGCAAACAGAAGUUUUUGGUUAGUUUUUCUCACUUUUUUUUUUUCAAAUACUCAUUUUUUCAGGAAGUGGCAUCGAGUCUUCAGGAAUUGAAAGCAGUGGGGAAGGUUUUUGAAACUUUUUUUUUCAUAGAAAAUUUCAAAUUUCAGGACGCAGAAUCGUAAACUAA